This is a messenger RNA of Opisthocomus hoazin, 1678 nucleotides long. Lineage: Eukaryota; Metazoa; Chordata; Aves; Opisthocomiformes; Opisthocomidae. The record is from RefSeq and is a predicted model, not a curated record.
AUGGGGACAGCAUCACCGCUCAGAGUUUCUGAUGAAGUUCGUUUAACUCGGGCUGGACACCUGAAGGAAGGUGCGGAUGUCCAAGUGAUGCAGCACAUCGAAUCCUCGCGGAGGGGAAUGUCAGUGCUUUUGCUGGAGUGCAGUCAUUUGACUGCAAAAUUACCUCUUAUAAACCAAAAUACUUCAAAGCAGUGGGAACUGGCACCACCUCUGCAGACCCUUGUUGAAUUGAUGAGUGCCAGCGUGCAGGAUCCUCAGCAUGAGAAGAUAAUUACUGUGACUACUAAUGGAAGUAUUCACAGCCCCAAGUUUCCACACACAUACCCGCGCAAUACUGUACUAGUGUGGAGAUUAGUAGCAGUAGAUGAAAAUGUAUGGAUACAGCUUACUUUUGAUGAAAGAUUUGGGCUUGAGGACCCAGAAGAUGACAUUUGCAAGUAUGACUUUGUAGAAGUUGAAGAGCCUAGCGAUGGCACUGUUUUAGGGCGCUGGUGUGGUUCCAGUAGUGUGCCAAGCAGACAAAUCUCCAAAGGAAACCAGAUCAGAAUACGAUUUGUGUCUGAUGAAUAUUUUCCUUCUGAACCUGGAUUCUGCAUCCAUUACACGCUUCUUAUGCCACACCACACAGAAGCACCUAGCCCAUCAUUGCUACCCCCGUCAGCUUUACCGUUAGAAGUAUUAAAUAAUGCCGUUGCUGGAUUUAGUACUGUGGAAGAACUUAUCCGGUACCUUGAACCAGAUCGGUGGCAACUGGAUUUGGAAGAUCUGUACAGGCCAACGUGGCAACUUCUUGGAAAGGCAUAUAUUCAUGGGAGGAAGUCAAGAGUGGUCGAUCUCAACCUCCUAAAGGAGGAGGUGCGGUUGUACAGUUGCACUCCUCGCAACUUCUCAGUGUCACUGAGGGAGGAGCUGAAGCGAACUGACACCAUCUUCUGGCCAUUGUGUCUUCUGGUUAAACGUUGUGGUGGAAACUGUGCCUGUUGUCAUCAGAGUUGCAAUGAGUGCCAAUGUGUACCAACAAAAGUCACCAAAAAAUACCAUGAGGUUCUUCAGUUGAAGCCAAGGAUUGGCGUCCGGGGAUUGCAUAAAUCAUUGACAGAUAUACCCUUGGAACACCAUGAAGAGUGUGACUGUGUGUGCAAAGGGAAUACUGAAGGAUAAACAUGAUUUAGUUGUGCUGUUUUCUUUCAAAGCACAUUCAAUCAAUGGCUGAUUCUAUUAUGGGGCUUGUGCAUUAUCUCCUUCUGUAAUCUCAGUUGUUUGCUUUGGGGAACUUCCAUCUUCAAGAUUUACAGUGAGCUCUAAAAAGAGGAGAAGCCAAACUGGGAUUAUAUGUUGUGUCACAGCUCUGUCUGGAGGCCCAGUGAAAGGAUGGGAGAGAGGCAUCAAUGAGGGAUUUAAAAUAUAUGUAUUGUUUUUGUCCCCCACAAUUUUCUUGACAACAUGGAUUUAUAAUUUAGGAGUAAAAGUAAAGUUAGAAGGCUCACAUCAUGGAGACUUGAUCCUGCUGGCUGUCUCAUUUCUACAACUCCAGUACAUCUGGCCUCUGGUUGAAAACACCUGAAAUCUUUCCUUCUGUGUUCAGCUACUCCUAUGUACUCUAAAUUGAAGCGUUCUCUGUUGUAUAAACUUGGGUUAAAACAGACUGUCUUGAUCUGAAUUAAACUUAUUUUGUCUA